AUGAAGCGCAGCCCUGAAGAGGACCCCUUGGCCUUCCUCGCCCGACGGAAGAAGAGCCGUCCAAAGCCCAACGGCAGCAGCAGCAGCAGAAGCAGCAGCAGCAGCAGUAGCAGCAGCAGCAGUAGCAGCAGCAGCAGCAGCAGCAGCAGCAGAGCAGCAGCAAGGGCCCCCUCGCACCUUAGAAGAGACAGUGUUGCUUCUGCUGCUUCUUCUGCACUUUUUACGGAGCGGCGGCGCCGGCGGCCGAGCGAGGGGGACUCUGCAGACAGCAGCAGCAGCAGCAGCAGCAGCAGCAGCAGCAGCCAAGCAGCAGCAGCAGCAGCAGGACCAGGCGGCCCCAGCACCCCCAGCAGCAGCCAGUCCUCCUUCCCCUCUUGGUCCCAAAACCUGGGGGGCCCCUCCCAGGGGCCCCCCGGGUCUCAGGGGGCCCCCGGGGACUCGGGGGGCCCCCCUCAGGGGCCCCCCGACUCUGCUGCAGCAGCAGCUUUUUCUGCUGCAGCAGCAGCUUUUUCAUUUCCUUUUGGGGCCUCUGUUGUGCUGCCUCCAAUUCCCCCCAGAGACAAUUCCCGCUGUUUGCUGCUCGCCGUGCAGCUGCCUGCCCGUAGCGUGGCGCAGUCGAGGACGCUGCCGGGGCUGCAAGGCGCUCUUUAUGAAGCCUUUGGGGAGCGGCUGCGGCAGCUGCUGCUGCUGCUGUUUGAGGCCCAGCCCGAGGGGGGCCCCCCGGGGGGCCCCCUGGGGCCCCGUUUGGGUUUGGCCCGGAGUGGGGCCCCCCCGCUGCUGGCUGUGCCUGCUGCUUCUGUGCGGAGCGACGCUGCUGCAGUGUUUGCUGCAGCAGAGACGGGGGCUGCGAGGGCUGCUGCUGCUGCUGCAGUUGCUGCUGCUGCUGCUGCUGCCCCUGCAGCAAACCACUCAAGAGUCAUGCAGCUGCAGCAGCAAGACCUCACCGAAGCAGCAAUUGUUGCAAGAGGAGCAGCACGCGCUUUGGUCCACGAGAUGCAGCAGCAGGCCGAGGAACUCGUGGAGAUCUGGCCCCUGAGAAGGUAA
Messenger RNA from Eimeria necatrix, 1044 nucleotides. RefSeq lists its product as hypothetical. The coding region runs from base 1 to 1044 and encodes 347 amino acids. The record is from RefSeq and is a predicted model, not a curated record. Lineage: Eukaryota; Apicomplexa; Conoidasida; Eucoccidiorida; Eimeriidae. The transcript is spliced from 2 exons.